AAACAUCAUGAUAUCCAAACCCUACCUAACAUAAUAGCUAGAGCUGCGAAGUAGAUUUGGAUUUUUCUCUUAAUAGACCCUCAAAUCUUAGUUAUCCUUAUUGACCCUCAAUUUUUCAUAUUUCUAAAUUAACAUCAGAUCUUCGUAUUCGUUUGAAAUAAGGGUCUUACUUAGAACAACUUUAUAGAUUUUGUGUGUAAUUUAAAACAACUUAAUAGAUUGGUGAAGGUCAUAUUUAAAUCAACUUGGACUUAAGGGGUCUUAUUUAAAACAUUUUAAUGGACUCGGGUCUAAUUUAGAAAUAUAAAGAAUUGGUACCGAAUAUAGAAUUGAUAAAGGCUUGUGGGUCUACAAUUACUAAUGAUUUUAACAGGAUCAGACGUUCUUUUCUCUUGUUUGAUCACUUGAACCAUACUUACCAUAAUUAUGUUCAGAAUAGUCAUCAAACCCUAAACUUUUGGUGUAUUCUAGCAAAUCUCCUUGAAAAUUUGAACCCUCUUCAUGCUUCCGCAUCUCAAAAAAUCUCUUCGCUUCACCGAGCGUAGGUCUCUUUCUGUUCGUACAAACCUUAACGAACACAACCUGUUCGAUGAAAUUCCCCAAAGAGACUACAAAUCAAACAACUCGGCAAUCAAAACCUUCACUGCUAACAAACAACACACUGAAUCAGUCACAACAUUCAAAUCAAUGCAGAGCUCCUGCCAAGUCCCCGACUCCUUUGCUCUCGCUGCAGCGAUAAAAUCCUCGUCGGCUUUCUCCAAUCCAAGCCUAGGUAAAUCCCUUCACGGGUUUGCAGAAAAAAUGGGUUUCACUAUUAAUGCAAUUGUUGCGAAGUCAUUGAUGCACAUGUAUGCAAGGUUCAAUAUGUUGGAUGAUUCUUGCAGGGUUUUUGACGACAUGGGUCAAAGAGAUUCCGUGUCAUGGAAUGUCUUGAUCACGGGUUUUGCCCGUGCUCACAUGUAUAAUGAAGCAAUGGGCUUGUUCUAUAUGAUGCACACAUUCAAUGACGAAGGGGUUCAGCCAACUGAUAUAAGUGUUGCAGUACUUCUCCCUAUAUGUGCAAAGUUGAGAUUUUUGAAACAUGGGCAGAGCUUGCAUUGUCAUUGUAUUAAGAGAGGAUUGGAAGGAGAAACUCUCAUAGGGAAUGCACUAGCAUCGAUGUAUGCGAAGUGUGGAAGGGUUAUGGAUGAUGCGAGAGUCUCAUUCGAGCUCAUCGGUGAUAAAGAUGUUGUUUCUUGGAAUUCAUUAAUUGCAGGGUGUUCUGAAAAUGGGCUCUUUGAUGAAGCAUUUGAGUUAUUCUAUGAAAUGGUGUUGAAUGGUUUCAUACCGAACUAUGCAACAAUUGUGAAUGUUCUUCCAAUAUGUGGUUUUGUCGAUAAUGGAUGGUUAUAUGGGAGAGAAAUACACAGUUUUGUGCUUCGGUUUGGUCUUGAAGUGGAUGUUUCAGUGUGUAAUGCAUUAUUGAGUCAUUAUUCGAAGGUUGGAGAUACGAAAGAAGUGGAGUCAAUCUUUAAGAAUAUGUGUAUAAGAGAUACUGUGACUUGGAACACUGUUAUUGCUGGCUAUGCAUCGAAUGGUUGGCUCUCAAAGGCAAUGGAUUUAUUUCAUGAUAUGAAUUCGAGUGGAAUAAGGCCUGAUUCGGUCACUCUUGUGAGUAUUAUUCCCAUAUGUGCUCAACUGCUAGAUAUCAAAGAGGGACAAAGAAUACAUGAUUACAUUCUUCAACAUUCAAUGCUAAGCCAAGAGACAUCCUUAUGGAAUGCUCUCAUUAGCUUUUAUGGCAAAUGUGGAGAAUUAGACGCUGCACUGGAUAUCUUCAAGGAAAUGCAAAAGAAAGACUUGAUAUCUUGGAAUGCAAUGCUUAAUGCUUUCUUGGACAAUGAUCAGUGGAUGAAGCUUCUUACCCUUUUCAAUCAAAUGAUCAACAAUGGAAUAAAACCCGAUUCCAUCACCCUUACUAGUGUUCUUCCAGCUUGUGCUUCCAUGGAAAUGAGAAAGGUAAGAGAAGUCCAUGGAUAUGCAUUUCGAGCUGGCUUAUCAACCCAACAAACAGUUGGAAAUGCAGUUCUUGAUGCUUAUGCAAAGUGUGGGAGCAUAGAGAAUGCAUCUAAAACAUUCGAAAACUUAGUAGAAAGGAAUAUUGUAACAAACAAUACAAUGAUCUCAGGUUAUAUGAAGAAUGGAUAUCAAGAGGAUGCUGAGAAAAUAUUCAACCACAUGCUUGACAGAGAUCAAACUACUUGGAAUCUGAUGCUUCAAGUUUAUGCUCAAAGUGAAAGCAACAACAAUUCAGCUUUCAGUUUGUUUCGGGAAUUGCAAGAAAAAGGAAUGAAGCCUAAUACGGUUAGUAUUAUGAGCAUUCUUGGUGUUUGUACUCAGCUAGCCUCAAUUAGACUAGUGAGGCAAAUUCAUGCCUACACAAUUCGAGCUUCUCUUGAUGAUUUGCACGUAAAAGGAAAUCUCUUGGACACAUACUCUAAAUGUGGAAGCAUUAAAGAUGCCUCCAAAUUCUUUCAAACAUGUCAUGAAAAGGACUUGAUCAUCUUUACGGCAAUGGUUGGAGGCUUUGCAAUGCAUGGAAUGGCAAAAGAGGCCAUUAACAUCUUCUCGGAAAUGCUUCAAUUUGGUAUAAAACCUGAUCAUGUUAUCUUAACAACUCUUCUUUCAGCUUGUAGCCAUGGUGGGCUUGUGGAUGAAGGGUUAAAACAUUUCAAAUCAAUCAAAGAUAUCCAUGACAUUGAGCCAACAAUGGAGCAUUAUGCUUGUGCAGUAGAUCUUCUCUCAAGAAGAGGAAGGCUAAAGGAAGCACAUGAUUUCAUAAUGGACAUGCCCUACGAAGCGAAUGCUAAUAUAUGGAGUACUUUGCUCGGUUCUUGCAAGACUCAUGGAGAGGUUAAUAUUGGGAGGAUCGCAGCAGAGAAAUUGUUAGAUGUGGAAGAUGCGAAUGUUGGGAACUUUGUUGUGAUGUCGAAUAUGUAUGCAGCGGAUAGAAACUGGGACGGUGUGGAAAAAGUGAGGAUGAUGAUGAAGAAUAAGGAUUUGAAGAAGCCUGCAGGGUGUAGCUGGAUUGAGGUUGAGAAGAUGAGGCACGUGUUUGUGGCUGGUGAUCUCGCUCAUCCGCAGAGAGCAUUGAUAUAUGAAACGCUGACAAGUUUGACCCAGCAAAUCAAAGUGCAGCCCUCUCAGAGACAUUUUUUGUUAUGAGAAGUGCGUAUCGGAUCAUUGUAAUGCCCAUCAUUGUAUUAUAUAAAGCAAUUUAUCAGGUACAAGCGAGCUCUCAGAGAUUGAUACCAAAGCAAAGUGAAGGUGAAUACAUAUAUACAUUACAUUGAGGGUUCAAUGAAGCAGAGAUAACUAUAGAGAUCUCAGAGAUACAGAACUGGCCAGGGACCUCUGGCAGCAAAUAUUGCACG
Asparagus officinalis (garden asparagus) is the source of this 3413-nucleotide messenger RNA. Its product is annotated as putative pentatricopeptide repeat-containing protein At5g08490. Gene Ontology annotation, cellular component: intracellular membrane-bounded organelle. NCBI's taxonomy places the organism in Eukaryota, Viridiplantae, Streptophyta, Magnoliopsida, Asparagales, Asparagaceae. The record is from RefSeq and is a predicted model, not a curated record. The coding region runs from base 502 to 3204 and encodes 900 amino acids. Gene Ontology annotation, molecular function: protein binding; RNA binding. The transcript has 2 exons. Gene Ontology annotation, biological process: RNA modification.